Prorocentrum cordatum is the source of this 806-nucleotide messenger RNA. NCBI's taxonomy places the organism in Eukaryota, Dinophyceae, Prorocentrales, Prorocentraceae. The record is from the annotation of a GenBank genome assembly.
CACGCUGGCUAACAGAUAUGUUCCUGUUAGCGGCUACGUGUGAUUGCCGCUGCAAAACAUCAUGGCGCCCCCUGUGCGUAGCGCGUUGCUGCUCGCCGCGGUGCCGGUUCGGGUCUGCGUGCGCGUCGUCGUGUGGGUGUUGAGCAUUGGGCUGCGUUGCCUCCUGCAGUACUGCCACAGUGUAUUGAGUUGGCUGCCCAUGAACCCCUGGCCUGGGGCAGGCGAUAAGCGCAAGGCUCGGCUUCUUGGGCUGCCCAGGGGAGUUUUUGCGGGGGAUCACCUGGCACCGUGUCGACGAAGGCGUGUGAAUACCUCAGACACGGCCGAGGCGAGGAAUCUUUCGAGGACGGCGCAUGUGGACAUCCUCAAGUACGAUUAUUUGUGAGUGCGAAACAGCGGGCCGCAUGCUCAAGCUGCAGCCGCGGCACCUGCUGGCCGUGAGCCCCGAGACCAGGGAGCGCUUCGCGGGGGCGUUCGACAAGUGGGGGGACGCCUACUACGAGGAGACGACGCCCGCGGAGCUGCGGGAGGUCUUCGGGGACAUCUCGGAGCAGGCCGCCGAGGACGCGGUUCCAGAGGAGGUCCUGAACGCGCUGAUGCAGCAUCCGCGCUUUCAGUCCUCCCUCGCCCAGAUAUGACGCGAGCGCACCUGGCUUGCCCCCCUCCCUCCCCCCCCCUUUCGCGAGGCAGCGCGCGGCCAUGGUACAGGCGGCCUCGUGCGACGUGCCGUCGCCCGCGCGGCGCUCCCCGGCUGCCCGGAGCGACGCGUGGCGGAGUGCGCAGCCGGGGGCUGGCCCCUCGCAGAA